Messenger RNA from Klebsormidium nitens, 2212 nucleotides. NCBI's taxonomy places the organism in Eukaryota, Viridiplantae, Streptophyta, Klebsormidiophyceae, Klebsormidiales, Klebsormidiaceae. The record is from the annotation of a GenBank genome assembly.
CAUGCAGCUCAUGCUGAAGCCGAAGCUGUUUUCUGGAAUUAGUUAAACUUAGAAGAGGACGAGAGGCGCUCUCGUACCACCCUCGAAUUACCCUUUUGUCCCUAACGGACACACUUGCUCACAGCAGCUUGGGCAUAUCAUGCUGGCGACUCUUCUUUGUGUCAAAGCCUGAAAAGGUCAAAUGCAGGUAGUGCCGCCGUCCUUCUUAGUCAGAGGGCUUCCCGCAAGGGCUCUGCGCCAGCGGGCUGACGUGUCCUCAUGGAGCAAGCGACUGGCUCUGAGGCGUUCCCUGCACAACCAGGGGGCGCAGAUUGCCCAGAUCUUGAGAGCUUGUUGAGGGUCCGUCCUGAUGGGGCGGAGAAGCUGCCAGCAGGGCAGGUGGCCCUGCUUGGCAGCCCAUGUGGGACGCCUAUCCCAAAGAAGAAUGUGUUCCUGUAUGGCUUUGGGCAUGUCCUCAAUGACCUGUGCUCCGCCGCGUGGUUCACGUACCUGCUGCUGUUCCUCACACACAUAGGGCUGUCGCCAAGCCAAGCUGCACUGGUGCUCAUGUGCGGCCAGGUCGCGGACGGGCUGGCCACGCUGGUGGCGGGGCGCAUGAUGGACGCGUUCGGUCACUUAAAGCUGUGGCACGCGGGGGGCUCUGCGCUGGUGGCCCUCUCGUUCAGUUCCAUCUUUGGGGGCUGCCUGCCGUGCUUUAUCUUCGGCACCUCGUCGUCUGCGUUCAUGACGGCCAGCUACGCCGUGUUCGCGAGCGUGUUCAACGUCGGGUGGGCGUGCGUGCAAGUGUCGCACAUGGCGCUUGUGGCCUGCCUCACGGCGCACCCCUCCAGCAGGGUCGCGCUCAACAGCUGCCGCAACGCAUUCACCAUGAUAUCCAACCUGGGCCUGUAUGGGCUCGCAUAUCUGGCCUUCACCAACAUGCCAGGAAAUAAUCCGGAGGAAGUCCAACGCCAGUUCACGGCAGUGGCACUUCCGGCAGUGGCCAUCGGUUCGGCCUUCGUCCUCGUGUUUCUAUUCACCAUUCGUGAGCCCAGCGUCGCACGCACACAGCACGAGCGCGGCUGCGCGCGCGGGUGGAAGUCGUGGUUUGGGCAGGCGCUCUACUACCAGGUGGCGGCCGCGUGCACGCUCACCCGCCUCAUCGCCAACGUGUCGCAGGCCAUGAUUCCCUUCUUCCUGGUACGAGAUCUGUUGAUGGGCCAGUCAGCACAAGCGGUGGUCCCUGCGCUCAUCUUCCUGUGUAGCUUCCUAGCGUCCAUCAUUCUUCAGGAGUUGCAUUGGAACGGCGGCCGGCUGCGCGCGUGCUUCCUGGGGGGAUGCGCGCUGUGGCUGCUGUCCUCCGCGGGCUUCUUCUGGCUGCGCCCCGGCUGGUGCCCCGCCAUCUACGGCCUCGCAGCGCUGGUUGGCACCGCCAACGCCCUCAUGCUGGUGCCUGCGGUGAGCCUGCAGGCGGUGCUGGUGGGGUCGGACGCGGACGGGUGCGCUUUCGUGUACGGCUCGCUCGGCUUCCUGGACAAGAUGGCCUGCGGCGCGGCGCUGUACGCGAUCGAGAUGUUCAACGUCCAACCGGUGUGCACGGUCGGUGACGAUUCUUGCCACGUGUCGUUAGAACGUUGGGUGCUGGGCCCGCUGGUGGGCGUGUGGGCGAUCAUGGCCGCGGCCGUCGUCUUGACCAUGCGCUUGGACUGCGAAGAAGCGGACCCGGAACUGCCCACAAAACGGAAGGUUGAUGAAGCGGGCAUCCGGGAGCCGUUGUUGGGGGCGGAGACUGUGGGAGCCGGCUUGCAUUGAAGAGCCCAUAUUAAGGGAGGGGCUAUUGAUCAUUCUUUGUGCGGCCCUAUAGUAGAUUGAUUGGAAGUAAAGGGUUUGUUAGCACAUGUCCAUACUAUGGCAAACCUGUACAAAACGUGUCUGGCGCAAGGCUCCAUUGAUUAGACAUUAGCAAGUGCCCGCAACAUUUGCUGGAAGUGUACAAAGAGAAAGGAUGUAUAAUGCAGGAAAGGACAAGCGCUUCGAAUACACAGGUUUGCAGACAACGGAACGGUAUAUGCAGUUAGCUUCCAGGUACAUGAGCGUAGUCAAGCGAAAUCUAGUUGAUCAUCAGAGAUUCUGGAGUCUAUAGUUCUGUUGCUGUCGUAUACAACUCUUUCCGAUUGAAGAUCGAAUAUGUUUCUCCACGAAACAAAAAGGCAAGGCCUGCACAACUUCGCGC